AUGGGGGACGAGUUGCUAGGCGACAAGAGGUUUUUGCGCAUCCAGAGGUUGAACUCGCCGGAUGACGGUAGACGUCACUCAUUGCAGAUAGACAGUGAGGAGCACCUAUAUGAGCACAAGGAAAUUGCCGUUGAUGAGACACACCGUGAGGUUGAAGAGGACAUACCUUCGGAGACGCACACUCCGCCUGAGUUGAGGCAGACCAUUGAGGUAACGGAGAAGCCUGUGGGCGAUGGCGAGGUGGAACAGACUGUGAAGAUUAACACUGAACGGAUGAACUCCAACGGCAGUGGAAAGGACAUGGAGGACAAGAACGUCGAGAAGAUAUCUAAGAAGUUCAAGACCAGGUACCAGAAGGGCACCCAGGAUUUCAGGUCGUACUUUGACGACGUUGCAUUUGAGUUCAGACCAAGUAUCUUCGAUGUGUCCAUCAAUGAGCCUUACCAGACCAAGUUUGCUGGUCCUACUCUAGAGGCAUCCAUCAAGUCCAAGGAGAAAGAGUUGCGUAAGCUGCGUCGUGAGCAGAAGCGUCAACUGGAUAGUGGCGAGGGCCCUGUCUCCUGGGAGGAAACAUUAUUGUCUUCCAAUUUCUCUGGUAUUUAUGUCGCAAUUUGGAUGACAUUGGCAUUGGGUGUCCUGAAAUCGAUUGUGGACUACUACUGUGAGACUGGUAGCUUGACCGAGUCUGAGAUUUGGAAAUUCAUGACCACCGACUUGUUUAAAGUCGCCUUAGUAGACACCCAAAUGUACUUGGCCACUUACUUAUCACUUGUGGUACAAUAUCUGUGCAAGUGGGGGUUGCUAUCCUGGGAAAAGCAAGCUUGGUUGAUUAUGGCGGUGUAUGAAUUUUGUUACGUUUUCUUCUUUAUGAUCUACACCGAACAUAUCAUGAAAUUGCACUGGAUUGCCAAGAUUUUCUUAUUCCUGCACUCAUUGGUACUUUUGAUGAAGAUGCACUCAUACUCCUUCUAUAAUGGUUACCUAUGGGAAAUUUACGAUGAGCUAACUUACUCAAAGAAGGCUUUGGCAAAAUACAGAGAAACCGCCAAGUCUCCUAUUAUCAAGACAUUGGAGAAUUCCAUUGAAUUCUGUACUUUAGAAAUUAAGUCUCAAUCAAAACAUAACGAAUUCCCAAAAAACAUAUCUAUUGGAAACUACUUUAUGUUCACAAUGUUCCCAACAUUGGUUUAUCAAAUUGAAUACCCAAGAACUAAGAAGGUGAGGUGGUCUUAUGUCUUAGAAAAGGUAUGCGCAAUCUUCGGUACAAUUGUAGUCAUGAUGACUGUAGCUCAAAUUUUCAUGUACCCAGUUGCUAUUCGUGCGCUAUCCAUCCGUGACUCCACCGAACAAAGUCUCUUUGAAAAGGCAAAGGAGUGGCCAAGACUAUUAAUUGACAUCGUGCCAAGUUUCAUCAUAAUGUACUUGCUUGUAUUCUAUUUGAUUUGGGAUGCCAUCUUGAACUGUAUUGCCGAGUUAACAUGCUUUGGUGAUAGGUAUUUCUACGGUGACUGGUGGAACUGUGUCGAUUGGGCUGAAUUCAGUCGUAUUUGGAAUGUUCCUGUUCAUAAGUUCUUGGUUAGACAUGUUUACCACAGUUCCAUGAGUGCUUUCAGAUUGAAUAGGGACCAAGCAACCCUGUUUACGUUCUUUUUAAGUUCUGUGAUUCAUGAAAUGGCAAUGUAUGUCAUCUUCAAGAGAUUCAGACUUUAUUUAUUUAGUUUCCAAAUGUUGCAAUUGCCAUUGGUUGCUAUCAGUAAUACGAAAUUUAUGAGGGAAAGAACUGUAAUUGGUAAUGUUAUCUUCUGGCUAGGUAUUUGCUUAGGACCCAGUGUGAUUUGCACCAUUUACUUAACUUUCUGA
Messenger RNA from Nakaseomyces glabratus, 1860 nucleotides. RefSeq names its product sterol acyltransferase (gene ARE2). NCBI's taxonomy places the organism in Eukaryota, Fungi, Ascomycota, Saccharomycetes, Saccharomycetales, Saccharomycetaceae. Gene Ontology annotation, cellular component: endoplasmic reticulum membrane. The record is from RefSeq and is a predicted model, not a curated record. Gene Ontology annotation, biological process: ergosterol metabolic process. Gene Ontology annotation, molecular function: ergosterol O-acyltransferase activity.